Aethina tumida (small hive beetle) is the source of this 1183-nucleotide messenger RNA. RefSeq lists its product as uncharacterized. The record is from RefSeq and is a predicted model, not a curated record. NCBI's taxonomy places the organism in Eukaryota, Metazoa, Arthropoda, Insecta, Coleoptera, Nitidulidae. Bases 248 to 1030 code for a protein of 260 amino acids. The transcript has 5 exons.
AUUUGUUGGUUGUGUUAUAUUUUUGGCGUCCCCGUCUGCGAAAAUAACAAAAAAACCUUAAUUGAAACGCAGAUAAAAUGGACUCCCUCGCGAAUUACGGCAGCGAUGACGACUACUCGUCGGACGAAAAGAGCAACAACUACGAAUCACCAUCCGCAAAAAUUCUUGACAGGAUACGAGAGCGACGGAGAAGAACGGCAAAAGGUCCGCGCAGAAGGACGUCGACACCAACUACGACGACGUCGGAAUGGAUCUGAGUGAGGACUCCGACUCCGACAAGGCAAACCGACGCAGUCCGCACACGAGACAGCGUCCAGAUCGCAGCUCACGUUCCAGCCCGAAACGCGAUGAAGGCAGGAGCGGACGUCGCGGCGGCGACGACGACAGACGGCGGCACCGCGACCGCGAAUACGGCAGAGAUCGCGACCGAGACCGCGACGAUGACAGACGCUACAACAAUAGGGACAGGCGCAGGAGCAGGAGCAGGGACCGGAAGAGCAGGUCGUCGCCCAGGAGGUCCAGGUCCAGGUCCAGGGAGAGGAGCCGCGGCUCCUAUUCGAAGCGUUACGACCGUGGGCCGAGGACUGACCGCGUUGAGAGAAACGAACGUGGAAACGGCAACGAAGCCAAAGAUGACGGACCCAAGGACAGGUUCUUCAUGCCGGGCAUCACGGGUAGGUUCAGGGACCAAAUAGAGCGCAGGAAACUGCUGUGGCAGAAGAAGAGCGAGCCGGACCAGGCGCCGGAACCUAAGCCAGGUCCCCAACCGCUCGGCGGGCCCGGUGGUUCGAGGGCCACCAAACUGUGGGAGACCACCACCUUCGCCCAAGACACAGACGGCAAAGUUGCCAGCAAAUUCAAACGACUGAUGGGCAUCCGCAACAGCGGCGAAGGCUCGGGUGCGUCGACCGACGUGCUCAAGAAGCAGGAGGAGAUGUUUUCGAGUAUGGAGGCUCAGUACGAAGUGGCCAGGACGGCGACGCACACGAUGCGGGGCGUCGGUUUGGGUUUCGGCAGUUUCCAGAAGUAACAGACCGAAUUCUGAUUUAAUUUAUUUGUUUUCUCCGCGACAUUGUUGUGAUUAUCUUUUUGUACAGAUAAUUGGCGGAUAAUUUAAUUUAAGACUACAUUGUUUGUUUGUGUACAUAUAUGGUUUAAAAAAUAAACUUUUUUUUAGUAAAUA